AUGGAGAUGGCGGAAGGCGGCAAUGUGAUGCAUCAUUGCAACGAAGUCCUCAACCUCAGCGCGAAGCUCAGCAGCACCGGCGCCAAGAUGGAGGACGAGGACGUGGCGAUCUGCUUGUUGCGCACUCCCCAAGAGCUACGAGAACGUCGUCCUUAUUUUGGAGAUGAGCAGCACGGAACUGCGAUCGCGAGACGUCGUGAGAGUGCUCACGAAUGA
Molecule: messenger RNA, 216 nt
Organism: Peronospora matthiolae
Lineage: Eukaryota; Oomycota; Peronosporomycetes; Peronosporales; Peronosporaceae
Source: the annotation of a GenBank genome assembly